Molecule: messenger RNA, 2605 nt
Organism: Pecten maximus
Lineage: Eukaryota; Metazoa; Mollusca; Bivalvia; Pectinida; Pectinidae
Product: NADPH-dependent diflavin oxidoreductase 1-like
Exons: 16
Coding region: 743-2533 (596 amino acids)
Cellular component (GO): cytosol
Molecular function (GO): FMN binding; NADPH-hemoprotein reductase activity; flavin adenine dinucleotide binding
Source: RefSeq, a predicted model, not a curated record
AGUCCAAGACCGAUUAUAGACUAAUACAUAUAUUGAUAAUUAGUCUAUAAUCGGUCUUGGGCGUAUAAACGUGCUAAGGACCUAUGAUAAGACGCACUAUUUGUACUAUAUUUCGUUAUUGAUGGACGGGGCGAGUACCUAUGUAGUGAUAAGUACCUGUUCCUCUUGCUACAUUGAUUUAAUGAUUUAAUGUAUUGUAUGUGGCUUUUCAUAACUGAUCACACUCACAGUUUGAGUUCGAACCUCUAGAACGAAUAUUCAUAAUUACUUCAGCUAGCUAAAGGUCUCUAAUUUAUGUUGGUUCGGACGCCAAACGGCACCUACCAUAAGUUUCUUGCCGUGCUAUCCUCUAAUAUUGUUGGAGUAAUUCAAACCCUGCCUACACUGCUCUCCGGCAGACGACAAUCUGUCUGAAAUUGUCUGUCUGUCGUCCAGAGCUACUUUAUCGCAGCUACCGAACCUCAUGCCAAUGUUUCAUUUUUUGAUGGUGUUGUGGCCCUACUUGCUCACAGGAAAUUCUCAAAAUUCACUGUUUUACUGAUUUUUUUUCGCUACCUCAUGUCACAUCAUUUUGAAACUUUGUUUUUGGCUUUAUCACCAUGGUGUGAAAUAUUGGCACCGACCACAACGGGACUCUGACGCGAGACCUCCAUACGGUGGAUCAUCCGAUGCUCUAAACAUUUGAGCUUUAACCCGGAAGGCUUAUUCAAGAUGAUCACUGUUCCGAACAAAAUUCACAAGAAUGGAUGACAGAAAGCUGCUGAUUUUAUAUGGAAGUCAGACAGGGACGUCCCAAGAUGUUGCUGAAAAAAUCUGCAGAGAGGCAAAGCGGAGACAUUUUUCUACCAGAGUGAUGUCCCUUGAUUCUUACACUGUGGCAAAUCUGCUACAGGAGGGGCUGGUAAUAUUUGUGUGUGCCACUACCGGACAAGGGGACCCCCCUGACAACAUGAGGCUGUUUUGGAGAUUUAUUCUGAGAAAGAACCUCCCCUCGACUUCUUUACUCAAUCUGCGUUAUGCUGUGUUAGGAUUGGGUGAUUCGUCCUAUCAGAAAUUCAAUGUAAUAGCCAAGAAACUGUUCAAACGUAUCCAACAACUAGGUGGACAGAGUCUCACCCCUGUGGGUCUGGCUGAUGACCAACACGACCUUGGGCCAGAUGCAGUUAUCUACCCUUGGUUGACUUCUCUAUGGAGUCGUGUUCUCAGUCUUUAUCCUCUUCCCUCAGGAUUGGAAAUAAUUCCUGGCCAUGUGAGGCCACCUCCAAGGUACAAUGUGAUAUAUUCUGAAGAUUCCAGCAAAGUUCCAGACUUGUCUGCAUUUAGACUUGGUAGCCUUGGAAACAAUGUCUACAGCCAAUCAAAUCCAUUUUAUGCACGCUUGAUAUCAAAUGACAGAGUUACAAGUGAGGAUCAUUUCCAAGAUGUCCGCUUGGUGCGACUAGACAUCCAAGGUUCAAAUAUCAGUUUCAGCCCGGGAGAUGUUGUCCUAUUGGCUCCACAGAAUUCUGAGGAAAGUGUAGCGGAGUUUAUACAACACAUGAAACUGUCACCUGACACUCUCUUCUCUCUUCAACAGAAUGACCCAGAUAUCCCUUUGCCCUCCACUUUACCUGAUGUGUGUACAGUGAAAUAUUUACUCCAACAUUACCUGGAUAUCAACUCAGUACCUCGCCGCUCUUUCUUUGAACUUCUUAUCUUCUUUGCUGACAAUGAGUUAGAAAAAGAAAAAUUGGAGGAGUUUUGUACAGCUGAAGGACAGGAAGAACUGUAUAGUUACUGUAACCGUGUGAAGAGGACUAUACUAGAGGUGCUACAGGAUUUCCCCCACACCAGCGCCAACAUUCCAUUUGAGUAUCUGUUUGAUGUGAUACCUCAGCUACAACCAAGGUCAUUUUCUAUAGCUUCGUCUCUACAGGCACAUCCGGGAGAGAUCCAGAUCUUAAUGGCUGUUGUUACAUAUCGGACAAAGCUGUUCCGUCCUCGACGGGGUGUCUGCUCCACCUGGUUAGCUGGCCUAGACCCCUGUAAGGAUGUUCAUGUACCUGUAUGGGUUAAACGAGGCACCAUUUCAUUUCCUAACGACCCAACAACACCUGUCAUCAUGGUUGGACCAGGGACAGGAUGUGCUCCGUUCAGAAGCUACAUCCAAGAGAGAAGCAGUAAGCUGAUAGCAGGUAACAUCCUGUUCUUUGGAUGCCGCAAUAAAGACAAGGACUUUUUCUGUGAGUCUGAGUGGUCAUCUCUAGUGGAGAAAGGUCUCCUUACACUGUACACUGCCUUCUCCAGGGAUCAGGAGGACAAAGUAUACGUCCAGCAUCGCAUCGAGGAGAACAGCGAGGCCUUGUGGGACCUACUGGACAACCACAAUGCCUACUUCUAUAUAGCAGGGAAUGCCAAGCGUAUGCCAGAUGAUGUGAGGGAUGCCCUGAAGGAGGCUAUACAUAGGUAUGGUGGCAGAUCCAGAGAGGAGGCUGACAAAUACCUCCUCCAACUUGACCAGAAGAAAAGAUACCAAGCUGAAACAUGGUCUUGAUGUUGGUGAAAAUUAGUCAUGCAUGAUUUUAAUUGUAUAUCUUAUGAAAAGUAAAAAAGAACUCUAAAAUUA